Molecule: messenger RNA, 486 nt
Organism: Rotaria sp. Silwood2
Lineage: Eukaryota; Metazoa; Rotifera; Eurotatoria; Philodinida; Philodinidae
Source: the annotation of a GenBank genome assembly
AUGAUAAAUGCACAUAAUGUUGUUCGAAUUCUUUCGAAUUUAGUUUCAAAGCGAUUACCCUCUAGUGAAUUAACUACAUUUUCUGCUAAAGAUGAAGAAGUAGCAGAACGACUUUUCGAUAAUAUUAACACAAUUAUGAAUAGUACGACAUAUCAUUUUGAAAACGAAAGUACUCUUGACUAUGAUGUUAAUCUUGACUCGGACGCAGAAGAGUCCGAUGCAGAUAGUGAUGAAACUACUAUGAGUGAAUUAGACAAGACCGAUUAUACAAUUAAUAACAGUGAUAAAAGAAAUACUCUAUUAAAUCAGUAUUCUUUAGAAUAUAUGGAUAAGGCAGUGCAGUUUUAUGAUGAAAAAAAUAGUAAAACUGGUAAAAGAAAACAUUCUUGGAACAUGUUCCACCGCUACUUCAGGAGAGUUCCUAACAGAGGCUAUAUUAAACAUUUUCGAAAAUACUUGGCAUCGGGAGGUACGAAAAGAUAUUAA